CGACACGCUCGCUCGCAUCCGCCUCGUCGACUCGGAGCAGGUCGCGUCAUGAGCGAGGUCAAGAGCAGCAGGGCAGACGGCGGCAAUUCUACACGAAACACCGACCAGUCCUCGACGCGACAAGACGACGUCGGCCAGGCCCACUUCCUCCGACUGCCCGACGAGCUCAUCGCCGCCAUCUCGCGCUUUUACAACCCGCCGAUCCCGUUCGAGCUCGGCCAUUUUACCCUGCCGUCGCGGUACAUGCGCGAGGGACGAGACGAGCUCCGCUCGAUGGCGGCGACGUGCCGCCGGCUCGCCAGAGUCGUGCGCCCGCUCCUGUACCGCACGCUCGUCUUUGUCGACGACAAGCGCAGGACACGAACGGUCCACUUCUACUCGGCCAAGGACAUCCAUACCUACGUCCGCGAGCUGUACUGGCAGCCCUCAUACCUGUACAACGACAUGUCGCCGGUGUUCCUGCCCAUCGCCGAGAACCUCACCUACCUCGUCCUCGCCUUUCUCCCACAAAACGUCCCCGACGAGUUUAUCUCGGACGACUAUGCGGGCCUGACGACGCUCCGCACGUCGUUCACGAACGCGCUUCGACACCUCAAGCACCUCGAGGCGCUCGAGAUCCCGUUCUGGGAGAGCCGCGAGGACCCGACCUUCACCUUCUCGACCGACAUCAUGCCGUCGCUCAAGCACGUCAGCAUCGGCGACUGGCAGCAGUGGGACGCGUUCGAGGUCGAGCACAAGAUCGACGUCGUCAAGUGGCUCAUCCACCCGGACCUCGACUUUGACGAGAACAUCAUUCGCGGCUUCUUCGAGCACCUCGGCCGUCAGACCCGGGUCCUCCAGUUCGCCGCCCAGUCGGGUUGGGGCAGGACCGACCUUCCUCAAGGGUUGACCGAGAACCUGCGGCAGAUCUCGUGGUACAAGGACAUUCGCCAGCACCCGCUCGACAGCUUCACCCUGCACGGCUUCAACCCGCUCACGUCGCACAAGCGCGAAUGGGCACGGCUCCUCCCGUCGUUCCUGUCGCUCCUGACCGCGUCCAAUGUCCGCAACAUGGCCUUCAUCGACGUUCCCUCGCUGCGCAACGCCCGCCGCCACCGCUUCAACUGGAGCGGGACCGAGCCGAUGCUCAAGGUGACGACGGUCCAGAUCGCGCUCGCGCUUGACGAGGACACGAAGGACCAUGGCGAUGGCGGCGAGGACUUUGAGGAGGACGACGACGCGAGCGAGAGUCACGCCAAGCAGGGCGAGGCCCAGCCAAUGAGCGAGAGGGUCACGGCCGACGACCUCGAGCCCCUUCUCGCCCUCUUUCCCAACGUCGUCAAUCUCAGCCUCGCCAACAUCCACCGCGCCACUCAGCCCACACCCUCGACCGACGACGACGAGCACGACGGGCAGCACCCGCUCCCCCUCGACUCAGACGCGUACGAGGCCUUCGCGCGCGACACGUUCCUGCCGGCGGCGCGAGCGUUCGUCGACCAGCUGCGCCUCUUUGAGCGCUUUACCGAGCUCGGCCAGGUCGUCUUUCGGAGCGCAGAGGCGCGUCUCGCGGUGCGCUUCCGGCGCGAGGAGGCAGGACCAGCGGGAGAGGGGCAGGGCGAGCGACCGAGGUGGCACGAGGAGCUGAGGAGGUUGUAUUGACGAGGGGGGAUCGCUACAGUAUUAGACGACUCGAGAGUUCCGCACGACUGAGGGGGUACAGCAGGAGAGGGAAAGAGAGAGCGAGAUGCGCUUCAUACUUCUGGGUCGGCGGGAGGUCCGAGCCCGUCGCCCUCGUGCGUCCUCACGCCGCCCUUUGUGCGCUUGCCCUUCAUCUUCUUGUUGCCGAG
This is a messenger RNA of Rhodotorula graminis WP1, 1826 nucleotides long. RefSeq lists its product as uncharacterized. Lineage: Eukaryota; Fungi; Basidiomycota; Microbotryomycetes; Sporidiobolales; Sporidiobolaceae. The coding region runs from base 49 to 1638 and encodes 529 amino acids. The record is from RefSeq and is a predicted model, not a curated record. The transcript has 6 exons.